This is a messenger RNA of Plenodomus lingam JN3, 3144 nucleotides long. NCBI's taxonomy places the organism in Eukaryota, Fungi, Ascomycota, Dothideomycetes, Pleosporales, Leptosphaeriaceae. The record is from RefSeq and is a predicted model, not a curated record.
AUGAGCGCCCCACCAACAAUACCUCCCCGCCCGGCGCGCACGGAGAAAAGCCCUGCGCCCGCCCCCCAAUCCCACAUGGAUGUGCCCAAAAUUCCUCCACGCCCAAAGCGUGGCAUCGAACGCUCAGUCUCGCCCGCGGGGGACAGAUACGCCCGCUCCCCCCUCAAUGACCCAACCUACCUCCACAACGGGCCCCCGCCGAGAGAGGGCGGCCGUCUCACCACCGACACCCCCUCUCGCCCGCCCAGCGUGUCAAUGCCCUCGCUGGGAGAAGAAGGUAGCGAGUACGCCAGCUUCGAAGACCUCUCCAAGACCCUCACCAGCGACAGCCUCGGUCCAGCUGGCUCGCCCCAUCAAUUGAAGAGUGUUGCUGGCGAUCUGCCUCUCCACGCUCCCACAGCCUCAGUCCCUAGCUCCACAGCCAAGAGUAGAAUUCAGGCGGUGACACGCACCGACUCCUCCUCGGCAGAGGCAGCAGGCUUUGGCAAGCAGCUUUCGGUCGACGAGAAAGUGGCCCAGAGCACUACCAAGUCAGGCCGCUCUGGAUCCUCGAUUGGCUCCAGGCCCAGCUCUAUUUACAAUGACAAAGAUGCGCAUGGCAUCCCGGAAAUCGGCGUGCAGGUGCCCAUGUUUCGUGGUGCUGGAGACGUGCAAGCUCCUAGCCCGGCACCUCAUGCGCACCAGCCGGGCUCUGGUGGUGCAUUUCACCCAAAAUCUGGUGGACGCCAUCACGGACGUACCAAGAGCGGUCGUGAAAUCUUCCAUGGACCCCCAGGCAGCUAUGGAAUGCACGGGCAUGGGGUCAUCUCAAACGACGAGUUCGAGCAGAAGUGGUACGAGCGACAUCCGGAGGACCUGAAGCGCGAAAAGGCUGGUGAAUACGGACCUCAUAUCCAAGAGAACAGAAAAGACUAUCACUGGCGUGCAGACAACUUGGAGAAGCUUGUGCAUACCAAGGGUCAGGAUGUUGGCAUGGGUACCUCUAGAGAUGCCAUCAGUACACCGGACGAACAGAUUGGUUACAUUGCCACCGAACAAUUCGCCUCGAGAAUGGCAUCGCCUAGACCACAAUCUGGCCGUCCUGCCUCGAUCAAGGCUGGCCACACCGACUCUCCUCUCCGCAACGAAGCAGGCCAAGAAGUUGACGAGCAAGGCGAGGUUAUUCAUAUCGAUCCGCCCGCUCACCGAAGCAGCAAAAUACACGGAGGAGGCUAUGAUCCCCCAACAGAAGACCUGGGUCCACAAGGUGGAAACACUACGGAACAAGGCGGGUGGGUGACUGAGCGUGGCUAUGGCACGCCCAUUCUUGCCUCCGAUGAGGUAAAGAAGCAUCCCGAUAACGAAUGGAGGCAGCCUGCCGUUUCGCCUGAGUUGGAACGUCACGGCAAUGAAUACACUGUCAACGAAGACGGCACACCAGCAUACAUGACCAAAGGCCGAAGCCAUAGCAGGAGUUCGAGUCGAAACAACAAUCCUCCGCAGCGCGUCAUCCCCAGCCCUGCGCAGUUCGACCGGGGUGGUACUCCACUCGAGUCGCACAAGGAGUAUGAACCAUUGUUUCCAGAAGAUGAGGAAGACACAAAGAAGCCCAAGUCGCAGGUGGACAAGCUCAAGCGACCCAGUGUUGCUCGUCACCACUUUCCCAGUCAGGACGUCUGGGAGGAUACUCCGGGUAGUCUGCAGCUCGAGACCACUGUCGAGACUCCAGAGCCUGUCGCUGUCGAUGAGCCGGAAUCUGCUGGCGGUAUCAAGGAUGUGAGCCCUGCAAAGGUCUUCGAGGAUCCCAGCACGGAAGAAGAGCGCAAGACUCAUAUCGCCAAAGAAGACCAGCAGUCUUUCCUUCCUGAUCACACCAGGCGCUUCGCAGCGGAGAACAAGCACCUUGGCAAAGUUCGCGAUGAGAAUCCUAUACGCCCUGGUAUGCAACAGCGCUUCCCCAGCCAGGACAUUUGGGAAGACUCGCCCUCAUAUGGCCAUCUUGAAACUACUGUCAGCGCGCCACAGAUGGAAGACACCAACGAAUAUGCCGAAGAAUCACCUGUGACCGAUAAGCCGACCGUUCCAGCGCGCCCUGAAAUCCCAGCUCGCCCGGCGAAGGAGUCAGUAUCUCCUGUCGACAAGAAGGCACCCAUCAUUCCUGAGCGUCCAAAGCCCCAGAUUUCGGUCCGCCCGAGCAAGCCUUCUACCGGAUCUUCAGAGAAAGUACCCACUGUAGAUUCGCAGUCGGACAACGACAGUUCGCAAGCCAAAGCGAAGCCUCCCGUUCCUGCGCGCCCUGCGACCUCGAAGAUUGCGGCCCUCCAAGCCGGCUUCUUGUCGGAUCUUAACAGUAAACUUGGACUGGGACCUCAGGCACCCAAAGUCAAGGAGCCUGAACCGGAAAAGGAAGAAGAGGCUGCUCCUCUGCAAGAUGCUCGCAAGGGUAGGGCUAAGGGACCCCAGAGACGAAAGCCCGCAGCCUCCGCUACAGCUACCAUGUCUGCCGGGGCUGCUGUUCCCACACAGAAGUUGUCUAUUGGUCCAGUCACUACCAUUUGGAGUUUUCGUGAAGACGGCGCUCUUGACGUGGCAGCGGCUAGGAUGGCUGCCACAAUCCAGGAUGCCCUGAGGGCUCCGGCUCCAGCGAAGAGUACGCAAGACGGGCCCACCGACUCGCAAAAGAAUAAUUCUUCCAACGACGUCAUGGACAAGUCCUUGCCUGGUGAAUCACGAGAGGAUGAUCUAGUCAAGACUACCACUAAUCACAGUGAGCCAGCCGCUGCAGUCGAGGCAACCAUCGACCAGACUUCUUCAGCAGUUGAGCAUACUUCGUCGACUUUGAAGCCGGUAGCUUCCAACGUAACCAAUACUGUCUCGCCCGCCGUGUCCAAGGCCUCGGAGACCGUACAACAAGCGGUCCAGCCAGCUGUCGCCCGAGUUUCCGAGACACUGGAGCCCGUCGCGUCCAAGAUCUCGGCUACCGUACAGCCCGCAGAUCCGCUGAUUACUGAAACUGCCUCUGGCUCGGUGGAUGCACCAGGUGCUUUUCCCGGAUCGGGCCCUGGUCUUGAGGACAAGCCGACUAUCUCGCCUGCGGCCACAGGAAGUGAAGCGCAGGCGCAGAAGCCGUCGUCAGUCCAGCAACAAGAUAAGGAUGUGGCAUAA